Molecule: messenger RNA, 2862 nt
Organism: Vitis vinifera (wine grape)
Lineage: Eukaryota; Viridiplantae; Streptophyta; Magnoliopsida; Vitales; Vitaceae
Product: CSC1-like protein At4g35870
Exons: 1
Coding region: 266-2770 (834 amino acids)
Cellular component (GO): plasma membrane
Molecular function (GO): calcium-activated cation channel activity
Source: RefSeq, a predicted model, not a curated record
AUCAAGGAUUGCAAUUUGCAACACGGCGUAAUGAGAUUGUGGUCGGGAAGCGCGUGUCAAGAAGUGUAAUUUACAAAAUAUGAACGACAAAAAAAUCUCCAUUUCAUCCCAGACGCAUCACCUCUGCCCUCUUCAAUUCCACGAAUCUUCCUCUAAACCCUAACCCUAAUUUUGCAUUCCCUUUCUCUUUCUCUCCCAUGAAUAGGGAUUGCCUUCCCUUCAUCGCCACGUACCUCGAUUCCCUGCUAAAAAAACCCUGAAUUUGAUGCAUAUGACAAACCCUAAGUUUCUCGAUCCCAUGGCUCCAUCUCAUUCUCAGUCCAUCAACAUCUCACCUUUUCAGGCGAUGAACAGUUCUCUUCCCCCUCCACCGUCGCCGUCGUUUCCCUACUGGGACGAGGUGUGGUACGGCAACAUACAGUAUCUACUCAACAUCUCGGCAAUCGGUCUGUUCUGCUGCGUGUUCAUUUUCUUCUUCGUCAAGCUCCGUAGCGAUCACCGGCGGAUUCCGGGCCCGGCCGGGGUGGCUGCCAAGCUCCUUGCUGUUUGGCAUGCCACCGUCCGAGAAAUCGCUCGUCACUGCGGCGCAGAUGCCGCGCAGUUCCUCCUCAUCGAAGGCGGAAGCUGCGCCUUAAUUCUGUCUAUUGCUGUGUUCUCAACGUUUCUAAUGCUUCCGCUCAAUCUAUACGCGGGUACGGCGGUGAGGGAGGAUCAGUUCUCAAAGACCACGAUCAAUCAUAUCGAGAAAGGUUCGGCUUUACUUUGGAUACAUUUCUUGUUUGUCGUUAUUGUUGUCUUUUUGGUGCAUUUUGGUAUCUCUGCAGUUGAAGAACGACUGAAAAUCACUAGAUUUAGGGAUGGGUCUGGGAACCCCAGUGAUCCAAAUGCCAGUUCGACUGCAAUUUUCACUAUAAUGGUACAGGGGAUACCAAAAACUUUAGGGGCUGAUAGGACUCAGCUACAGGAGUAUUUUCAACAUAAGUAUCCGGGAAAGGUGUACAGAGUUAUUGUUCCUAUGGAUUUGUGCGCAUUGGAUGAUUUAGCUGAGGAGUUGGUGAAAGUUAGGGAUGAUAUUUCUUGGUUGGUAGCUCGAAUGGACUCCAGACUCUUGGUGGAUGAAAGUGAAUAUGGUGAAAGUGGAGAGUCUUUUGCAGAGGGGUUAUGGGGUCAUGUGGUUUUGAUGUGGAGAAGAGUAAAGUAUUUGUGGAAUCAGGUUGUUGCAAGAUUGGGUUUUACAGAUGAAGAGAAGUUAAAACGGUUGCAAGAUUUGAGGGCUGAUUUAGAGACUCAACUGGCUGCAUAUAAAGAAGGGCGUGCACUGGGUUCUGGGGUUGCAUUUGUGAUGUUUAAGGAUGUGUACACAGCAAAUAAAGCUGUUCAGGAUUUUCGAAAUGAGAAAAAGAGGCGGAUAGGAAAGUUCUUUUCUUUGAUGGAGUUGCGAUUGGAGAGGAACCGUUGGAAAGUUGAGAGAGCCCCACUAGCUACUGACAUUUACUGGAAUCAUUUGGGCUCGACAAAGCUCUCGCUGAAAUUAAGGAGAGUGGCUGUGAACACAUGCCUACUAUUGCUGCUUUUGUUCUGUAGCUCUCCUCUUGCUGUGAUCAGUGCCAUGAAGAGUGCUGGACGGAUUAUCGAUGCAGAGGCAAUGGAUAAUGCACAGAUGUGGUUGGCCUGGGUGCUGAGCUCGAGCUGGGCUGCAAGUAUAAUAUUUCAGUUUCUGCCUAAUGUUCUUAUUUUUGUGAGCAUGUACAUAGUUAUCCCAUCAGCCCUUUCUUAUCUCUCUAAAUUUGAGCGACAUAUCACUGUAUCUGGGGAGCAAAAAGCUGCACUUCUAAAGAUGGUAUGCUUCUUUUUGGUAAAUCUCAUACUCUUGAGGGCUCUGGUUGAAUCGUCUUUAGAGAGUGCAAUCCUGGGGAUGGGUCGUUGCUAUUUGGAUGGAGAAGAUUGCAAAAGGAUUGAACAGUACAUGAGUGCAUCAUUCCUAUCGAGGUCAUGCCUUUCCUCUCUUGCAUUUUUAAUCACAAGUACCUUCUUGGGAAUAUCUUAUGACCUAUUGGCACCAAUUCCUUGGAUAAAAAAGAAGCUUCAGAAGUUCAGGAAGAAUGACAUGCUUCAGCUUGUUCCAGAACAACGUGAAGACUACCCAUUAGAAAAUCAGGAAAUAGAUAGUCUUCAAAGACCUCUGAUGCCUGAAACAACAUUUGACACCAAUAAUGAUUCUAGACUGAAUGGAAUUGAUCUACAGGGACAAGAUCUUUCGGAAUAUCCUCCUCCAAUCAACAGAAUCUCACCUAUGCCUAAGCAGACGUUUGAUUUUGCACAAUAUUAUGCAUUUAAUCUGACUAUAUUCGCCCUGACCUUGAUAUAUUCUUCAUUUGCUCCACUUGUGGUCCCUGUUGGUGCAAUUUAUUUUGGGUAUAGGUACGUUGUUGAUAAGUACAACUUUCUAUUUGUAUACAGAGUUCGGGGCUUUCCUGCAGGCAAUGAUGGGAAGUUGAUGGAUACUGUAUUGUGUAUUAUGCGCUUCUGCGUUGAUUUGUUCCUCCUCUCAAUGCUCAUGUUCUUUUCAGUGCAAGGAGACUCCACAAAGUUGCAAGCUAUAUUCACGCUUGGAUUGUUAGUAAUUUAUAAACUGUUGCCUUCCAGUAAUGAUAGUUUCCAACCAGCUCUUUUGGAAGGUAUUCAGACUAUUGACAGUGUAGUAGAGGGGCCAAUUGAUUAUGAGGUUUUCUCACAGCCCAACUUUGACUGGGAUACAUAUUAUACAUGAUUCAAGUUUUAACACCCUUUGCCAAUUGUGAUUGUUAUGUUGUACUGUGCAUAUUAGCCUUUAAACAAAAAUCUUUUUGUGGUGUUCCUGUA